Messenger RNA from Protobothrops mucrosquamatus (brown spotted pit viper), 1035 nucleotides. It is a transcript of the gene TBX18, whose product is annotated as T-box 18. The transcript has 6 exons. The coding region runs from base 1 to 1035 and encodes 344 amino acids. Gene Ontology annotation, cellular component: nucleus. NCBI's taxonomy places the organism in Eukaryota, Metazoa, Chordata, Lepidosauria, Squamata, Viperidae. Gene Ontology annotation, molecular function: RNA polymerase II cis-regulatory region sequence-specific DNA binding; DNA-binding transcription factor activity, RNA polymerase II-specific. The record is from RefSeq and is a predicted model, not a curated record. Gene Ontology annotation, biological process: positive regulation of DNA-templated transcription; regulation of transcription by RNA polymerase II; morphogenesis of embryonic epithelium.
AUGGCAGAGAAGCGGAGAGCCUCGCCUUCCACCGUGCUGAGCCUCAAGGCUCACGCGUUCUCGGUGGAGGCGUUGAUCGGAGCCGAGAAACAGCAGCAGCAGCAGCAGCAGCAGCGGCAAUCGCAGCAACAGCCGCCGCCGCAGAAGCGACGAAAGCUGGCUGGAGCCAACGGGGAAGAGACGCCGUCCGAAGGUGGCGGCAGCGGCGGCGGCCGCCACGGGAGCAGCUGCGACGCGGACUCCAGAGAAGGCGCCGGGCAGAGCGCCGCUUCGCCCUCCGGCGUUGAGACCUGCUCGGCCGCGCCUGAAGCAGCGAAGAACUGUGGCGGCCGGGAGGUAGCUCCCGGUGGGUCUGAAGAGAGUUUCUUAAACGGCGCGUCGCCUCCUCUGACUCCUGCAGGCUCCGCCAAGGCGGCCUCGCCUUUACUUUCCCCACAAGCGCCUCGGGUGGACCUGCAGGGCGCGGAGCUCUGGAAACGUUUCCACGAGAUCGGCACCGAGAUGAUUAUUACCAAGGCGGGAAGACGAAUGUUUCCUGCAAUGAGAGUGAAAAUUUCAGGCCUAGAUCCUCAUCAGCAGUAUUACAUUGCUAUGGAUAUUGUCCCUGUAGACAACAAAAGAUACAGGUAUGUUUAUCAUAGUUCCAAAUGGAUGGUAGCUGGCAAUGCUGACUCACCUGUGCCUGCCCGUGUGUACAUUCAUCCGGAUUCACCUGCCUCAGGAGAGACUUGGAUGCGGCAAGUGAUUAGCUUUGACAAACUGAAGCUUACAAACAAUGAACUGGAUGAUCAGGGUCAUAUAAUUCUUCAUUCUAUGCACAAAUACCAGCCACGGGUCCAUGUCAUUCGAAAAGACUGUGGGGAUGAUCUCUCCCCAGUCAAACCCAUUCCUUCUGGUGAUGGCGUGAAGGCAUUCACUUUUCCUGAAACUGUUUUCACUACUGUCACAGCAUACCAGAAUCAGCAGAUCACCAGACUCAAGAUUGAUAGAAAUCCUUUUGCAAAAGGAUUUAGAGAUUCAGGGCGCAACAGGUAA